UUAACAUUAUUGAGAUAUUCCAGUUUCCGUGUUGAAAUUUUGACGUGUAACAAAAACUUCUUUUUAGCAACCAUGAUCAAGACCAUUAUACUGAUCGGAGGGCCAAUGAAAGGUACUCGUUUUCGACCAAUGUCCCUGGAGCUUCCUAAGCCCCUGUUUCCUGUCGCCGGGUACCCAAUAAUUUAUCAUCACAUUGAAGCCUGCAGCAAGGUUCCCCACAUGAAGGAAGUGAUACUGAUUGGAUUUUACCAGCCAAAUGAUGCCUUAAACAAGUUCAUCAGUAGUGUACAGCAAGAGUUCAAAAUCCAAGUCAGAUACCUCCAGGAGUACACAGCACUAGGGACAGCGGGAGGAUUGUAUCACUUUAGGGACCAGAUCCUGGCGGGGAAUCCAGACAGCUUCUUUGUGAUGAACUCGGAUGUGUGUGGGGAUUUCCCUCUCAAGGAAAUGUUAUCCUUCACAGUUCAGAAGGGGGGUGGAUCCCACUGUACAAUACUAGGCACAGAGGCAACAAGACAACAGUCCCUAAAUUAUGGCUGCAUUGUUGAGAACAAAACUACUCAUGAGGUUUUACAUUAUGUGGAAAAGCCAGAAACUUACAUCAGUACCAUCAUUAACUGUGGGGUCUACUUGUUCUCUCCCGACAUUUUCUGUACCCUGGAGAAGAUCUUCAAAAAGAACCAGGAAGACAACUACAAUUUCCAGACAGGAAGUGGGUGUUAUUCUGGGUCUCAUGAACGGGACUAUGACCCCAGUCUUCAGUUGAAUGAGAAGAUCAGACUAGAACAGGACAUCUUUGUUCCCAUGGCUGGUUCAGGGAAGCUGUAUGUGUACCACACCGAUAGAUUCUGGAGCCAGAUCAAAACCACAGGAGCUGCCAUUUAUGCAAACCGACAUUACUUAGCUCUAUACCAGGAUCUGCACAGAGAGAGGCUGGCUAGAAAUGGGGAGCUGAAGCCCCAGAUCAUCGGGGACGUGUACAUCCACCCCACAGCGGAUGUCCAUCCAACAGCCGUGCUUGGUCCCAAUGUAAGUGUUGGUAAACAUGCUGUGAUUGGAGAAGGUGUGAGGGUCAGGGAAUCCAUUGUUCUAGAGGGCGCUGUUCUACAGGAUAACUGCUGUGUGCUGUACAGCGUGAUUGGCUGGAACGUUACCAUAGGAAUGUGGACUCGUGUGGAAGGCACACCUAAUGACCCCAACCCCAACAAACCAUUUGCCAAAGUCGAUGUCAAGGACACAUUUAGUCCUGAGGGGAAACUCAAUCCAUCCAUCACUGUCAUUGGGAGUAAUGUACAGGUACCCUCUGAGGUGAUCUUACUGAAUGCCAUAGUGUUACCCGACAAAUCACUCAGUGGAAGCUGCAAGAACCAAAUCAUCCUCUAGUGUUACCAUGGCAAUCUCCCAGAAUGCACUGCCAACAUCAUUCCCAACAUGCCAUUUUUGUUCCUUCAUUACUUUCUGUAAACGUUUUGAACGAUUUCAUUCUAAAUGAGUUUGUUAUUUGUACAUGUAUAUAGUAAUUUAUUAACACUUUCAUAUUCAUUAAAUAUCUAUUUUCCUAUUGCUUUGCUAUAAGAAUAUGUUCAUAAUAUUUAUAAAGUAUUUUGAGACAUUUAUUUACAGAGAAGUCUAUGCUUAUAUACGUGAUAUUUUUUGCGGUGAUUCAGUCAUUGCAUCAGAUACUUUGAGAGUGCUCAUUUAUAUUUUAGGGAUCUGAUUUAAGAGGAAUUCCAUAAUCUUAUACAAUUGAACCAUAUAUUCUAUGUACUCCAUGCUUUGGUAUCAUUAAACUUGAAAUUGAUGAAAGAAA
Saccostrea cuccullata (small rock oyster) is the source of this 1810-nucleotide messenger RNA. RefSeq names its product mannose-1-phosphate guanyltransferase alpha-A-like. The record is from RefSeq and is a predicted model, not a curated record. NCBI's taxonomy places the organism in Eukaryota, Metazoa, Mollusca, Bivalvia, Ostreida, Ostreidae. Gene Ontology annotation, biological process: biosynthetic process. The transcript is spliced from 13 exons. Gene Ontology annotation, cellular component: cytoplasm. The coding region runs from base 73 to 1383 and encodes 436 amino acids.